AUGCCGCAGAAUUUGGCAAGGUCGCUGCCUGUGGCGGAGCGAAAAACCCUUGCGGGUGAGGAUGGUAGCCAAGACAGCCACGACAAAUUACUUUUUCUCAUUCAAGAGCACCGUAUCGGCGUGACGACCAAUUCACCCACUCUGAACACCAAAGUGGACCUUGUCAGUGCCCCGGCUUCGAACCCAGUCGCAACAAGACGAAAGCCAUCAUCCCCACAGUCCCAGCACCUCAGGAACGCGUCCGACGCGUCUGCGAACAUCCUGUACUUCAACACCAACAUCUGCGCCAAUCGUAAUACCCACUCCAACAUAGACUUUACUGCUGUUAGUGCUACAUCAAGUCGGACAAAUAACAUAAUCAGGUCGACAGCACCUUCAUCGACUAAGGCCCAGACCAGGGUCGCCCAAAGACCUCCCGCCCCAUGCGAUGCAUGCCCUUCUAACCCAGAUAUACGAGACGAUGAUAUAUCCGGAUCCAUACCAUUUGCCGCAUCGCUGAAGACGCAGACUAAGGCCAUGUCUUCUCAAUCAUUAACCCAGUUGAAUGAAGGUCGCAGCUAUGACCAGUAUUCUCGCGAUGGUUCGCAACCAUCAUCUCCACCAGGAAUUCUGGCGGAAGAGCAUCGUACCCUGCAAGAGGGAGAUACUGGCUAUGUGAGCUUCAAGGACUCAUUCGACAUACCUGAUACCGCUCCAGUUGAGCCUGUCACGCCUUUUCCUCAAAAUAAUGAAAAUGAUGAUCCACAUGAUCAAUCCCGAUUCCCGUCACAACCCUCCACGGCCCGUGCAAACCCCUUCGCCCCCGAAACUCCAGCAGUAUUCCCUCGGCCCUUUAUAUCUGGGGAUGGUCAGCUUAUGGCAGCAUCCCAGUUAUUCGGCCAGACGCAGCCAACGUCUGGGCUCAAGAAAUUUAGUCCAACAUCAUCGCGCCCAUCGCCAAAUAUUUUUGGGAAUAAUGUAACAUCACCGACUCAUCCUACAUCGUCACCUUUGAAAAACAGAGGGUUUGGUAGCACUCCAAUUGCGCCUUAUAUGUCGACACCCGGCUUUCCCGAACAUUCAUCUCGGCCGCUAGAGAGCAGGACAUCUAGAUCGCCGAGCCCAGUGGGCGCACCAGGCACAGCUGAAGAGCGAGACCAGGGUGAUGUCGAUAAAUCCCCACUCCCGAAGCCUGGUUCUCGCAGAGUCAGAAUUGGACGGGAGCCUAUCAAUGAAUACCGCCCCUACCGAAAGCCAAGUCUAGAUAGUGAGAGGACGAGGUCAUCGAGUCAACACAGCGCAGAUUCAGAUUUUGAACGAGAAGAGGCUGAACUCCGUCGCCGGCGCGCUAGGCUACACAAAGCAAAAGCGUCAAAAUCAUUCCCAGAAAUUAGCGUACCUCUUCCUAGCACAGGGAGAGCUAGUGUUGAGGUGCCAUCGACGAAUCGCUCUAGACGUACCAAAGGUAUUCCAGAGACGAUCUCUGAAGAGUGUAUCCCGCAGCACGAUGAGGACAUUGUUGCAGAUAUGGGCGCCUCGCAAGAAACUGUAGUCGACUCGCAAGAUAUAAUAGUGCAACAGAAGCCGCCGAGUGGAAGUGACACCCCGACCUUACCGGCUACAGACGCUAAUAAACCUAUAUGUGAUGAACCUGGUCGGCCAUCAAGUGCCCCUACAGAAAUUAUAGAUAGGGAGAUGAUUCCGGAAACUAGUCCUGCUUGUACCUUUACCGAACCACCAAAGUUGAUCGGGGACAUCAUGAAGGAGAGCUCUAGUGCCCCCAGUGGUCUACUUCCAUCAUCUUACCCAACACUACCCAAAGGUGCCUUCGUCGCACCAUCAUGCUCACCGAACAAACUUAGCCAGUCAGAGCGCAAUCCAUCUGUGACAUCAGUCAUUGAUAAAAGGGGUAGAGAUUCGAGUGCUGCUGCAUCGUCCCCACCUAUCGUCCCGGCCACGUCACAACGAAAUACCGGACGUCGAUCCAGAAGGCUUGGUAAACCGAAAACACCAUCCUCGACAGCAUCUGAAUCUCUUCUACCUUCUGAUCCCGGCACAACGUCAUCCACACUAACUGUACUGUCAGCAACACCAGUCAUUUCCUCUAGCCUAACACCAAAUACUGAGGAUGAUGUUGAGCCUCUGGAAAGUAUUACUGCUGUCUCUUCUCCUGCAGAGGACCGAGGCCAGCGAAGGGGCCGUCCGUCUUCGUCAUUACCCGACGUAACACCAUCCUUAGCGAGAAUGAAGCCAGGUGAUAGCUCCCGGCAAAGCUCUAGGAAAGGGAAGGGUCGGUUUUCACGUCACAGCUCUCUAUCACUAGAUGAGCUGGACAAACCAUCAACAGGUUCUACACAAGACUCUCGGGCUGUCGCUCGUAAAGCACCUAGGAAGUCGACCACACUGCGUGAGUUUCAGACAAAAUAUGGAUUAUUUGAAGGGAUGGUAUUUGCGAUCUCAUUCCAGGAUCGUCAGCACUCUCAAAGAAGCAAAGAUAAGUCUGUAUCAAAGAACAGAAUCGAAGAGAUGAUUCGACAGGAAGGUGGUAAAAUCCUGGACGAUGGAUUCAAUACCCUUUUUGAAUUCGAUACGCUCACAGUAAGUGUCAAGGCGCCACACCCAACUAUUCUAUCCAGUUCAUUGAAGCUCGUCAAUAAUGGGACUGGGUUCGCCGCUCUGAUAGCCGACGGACACUCGAGAAAGGUAAAAUACAUGCAAGCCCUUGCCUUGGGUAUUCCUUGUCUAGCACCUAAGUGGGUUACCACUUGUGUAUCAAAGAAGGAAGUAGUUGAUUGGUCAUCGUAUCUUCUAUGUGCGGGAUCAAGUACAUUACUUGGGGAUGCCAUUCGGUCUAGAAACCUUCAACCAUACGACGCGUCGACAGCCAAGUUGGCGCAAGUAAUAUCCCAACGACCGAGGCUACUUGGCGAGAGUAAGAUUCUUCUCAUAAUGAAGAAAGCCAAGAACGAAGAGAAGAGAUUACCUUACGUUUUCCUUGCUCAAGUGCUCGGAGCGUCUCUUGUGCGUGUCCAGAGCGUUGAGGAGGCUAGGGCCAAGUUACGAGGAUGCGAGUCUGGGGAUGAAGCCUUCGACUGGGUCUAUGUGGAUGACCAUCUCCAGGAUGCGAGAAAUGCCCUUUUCGGUUCCGGCUGCAGCGAGACAGGUUCUAAGAAACGUAAGCGUAUGAGCGCGGAUACUGAUGUGAACAAGGACCGGCCACCGAAGCGGAUUAGGACUCUGAACGAUGAAUUGGUCAUACAGAGCCUCAUCCUUGGGAGACUGGUUGAAGAGGACGAGAUGGAAGAUUAA
This is a messenger RNA of Xylaria bambusicola, 3288 nucleotides long. RefSeq lists its product as uncharacterized. Lineage: Eukaryota; Fungi; Ascomycota; Sordariomycetes; Xylariales; Xylariaceae. Gene Ontology annotation, cellular component: nucleus. Bases 1 to 3288 code for a protein of 1095 amino acids. The record is from RefSeq and is a predicted model, not a curated record. Gene Ontology annotation, molecular function: histone binding. Gene Ontology annotation, biological process: positive regulation of transcription by RNA polymerase II; DNA damage checkpoint signaling. The transcript has 4 exons.